GGCGAUUGGUUAGUGGGAGGAGAUCUCAAAGUGUUCAAUAAGAUCACGUGGAACGACGGUCUCGAUGACUAUCGGCUGACACCCAAUCAGAUCAAGAAGAGACUCAAAGACAUGAAUGCGGACGCGGUGUUUGCGUUUCAAUUGCGAAACCCCAUACAUAACGGACACGCGUUACUAAUGCAAGAAACCAAACAAACGCUCCUAAAGCGGGAGUUCAAGAAUCCGGUGCUUUUGUUGCACCCAUUGGGCGGUUGGACUAAAGACGAUCGGGAGUUCAAGAAUCCGGUGCUUUUGUUGCACCCAUUGGGCGGUUGGACUAAAGACGAUGACGUGCCCCUCGAUGUCCGCAUACGACAACACGAGGCCGUCCUCCAGGACGGAGUACUGGACGCUAAGAGCACUUUGAUGGCGAUCUUCCCGUCGCCCAUGUCUUACGCGGGUCCGCGCGAAGUCCAGUGGCACGCGAAGGCACGACUCGUGACGGGCGCCAACUUUUACAUCGUGGGCAGAGAUCCGGCCGGACUCCCCCAUCCCGACACCGGCGACGACCUCUACGACCCGACCCACGGCAGCAAAGUGUUGGCUAUGGCUCCGGGGCUCACAAAGUUUGAGAUCAUUCCCUUCAAAGUCGCCGCUUAUAAUAAAGCCGAGAAACGGAUGGAGUUAUUCGACGAGAGGCGCAAACAGGACUUUGAAUUCAUCUCUGGGACCAAAAUGAGAGGCUUUGCCAGAGAGGGUGUGUCCCCUCCCGACGGCUUUAUGGCACCCAAAGCCUGGAAAGUGCUCUCAGAUUUUUAUCAGCAAAAAUGA
Medioppia subpectinata is the source of this 810-nucleotide messenger RNA. NCBI's taxonomy places the organism in Eukaryota, Metazoa, Arthropoda, Arachnida, Sarcoptiformes, Oppiidae. The record is from the annotation of a GenBank genome assembly.